AUGGACGUUUUAGAAUUAGUUACUGUAGAAAAUUCAAAAAGCGAAAGCCGCCCUUUCUGUUGUACUUGGGAAAAUUGUAACAAAGCAUUUGCUAGAAGAUCUGACCUCUCAAGACAUGAUCGAAUUCAUACAAAAAUAAGAUCUUUCAUCUGUUCAGAGCCAGGGUGCGGCAAAGGAUUCAUACAGCGUUCUGCACUUACUGUCCAUAUUAGAACCCAUACAGGAGAAAGACCUCAUCGUUGCAUGUAUCCUGAUUGCAAUAAAGCAUUCAGUGAUAGUAGUUCUUUGGCGAGACACAGACGUAUUCAUGCAGGAAAAUUUCCCUACAAAUGUUUGUAUGAGGGCUGUGGAAGAAGUUAUGCCCGAAAAACGAAUCUGACAAAACACCAUCGACAAUGUCAUAUGUUAUCCGCAAAAAACCAAAAAGCACUCGGUUCCUCUUUGUAUUCACAAGAAUAUAAGGAAUAUAACAAAGAAUACAACUGCAUGGCUCCUGGCAUCAAUAAUCGAAUUCUAAAUCAUUAUUACCCAGAGACAACAUCCUUACCAUUUCCUAGCAAAAAAUCAUAUCAAAAUUAUCAAAAACUUACACCACAAUCAUGUUCUGUUCCACAACAAUCAAAUAUCUAUAAUAUUCUUUCUUCCCCAGUUUCGCCAACUUUUACUUCUUCUACUGUAUCAUGUGCUUCUUCAGCUCUCCCAACUCCAAUUUCUUCUCCCACAUCUUCUACCUCAAACAUAUUUUCACAAUAUUACCCUCAAACUGAACAAAAAUCCAGAGAAUCAUGUUCAGAUUAUUUUUGUACACAAGUUUCCCAUGACAUAAGUCGCAAAAACUAUCAUGAUUGA
This is a messenger RNA of Diversispora eburnea, 849 nucleotides long. Lineage: Eukaryota; Fungi; Glomeromycota; Glomeromycetes; Diversisporales; Diversisporaceae. The record is from the annotation of a GenBank genome assembly.